Anoplophora glabripennis (Asian longhorned beetle) is the source of this 1850-nucleotide messenger RNA. Its product is annotated as probable cytochrome P450 6a13. Gene Ontology annotation, molecular function: heme binding; iron ion binding; monooxygenase activity. The record is from RefSeq and is a predicted model, not a curated record. The coding region runs from base 205 to 1731 and encodes 508 amino acids. NCBI's taxonomy places the organism in Eukaryota, Metazoa, Arthropoda, Insecta, Coleoptera, Cerambycidae. The transcript is spliced from 8 exons.
GCAUUGCAACAUUGCGAAAUUGACGUUUCUUUAUUUUUAUCGAGAUUACAAUUUAUAUACAAGUGUUUGUAGAUUUUAUUAGUAUAAAAUCGCGAUCACUUUGCGAAAUGAUAACAAUAUUUGGCAGUGUAUCUUGUGAAGGUUAGGUUUAUUUGGUGACCUUAUUUGUAACCUCAUUGUAGUCAGUGACGGACAACAGAAAUAAUGUCCAUCUUUACAACGUACCUCUUCACCGAUUUGUUCGCUCUGCUGGCAACAGCGGCAGCCAUUGUCUACGCCUACUUCAAGUGGUCGUAUCAAUAUUGGAAAAGGAGGAACUUGAACUAUUUGGAGCCUAAGAUACCCUUCGGGAACUUCCCCAGUCCGGCGACAAGCGGAUUGUCCUCUGGAGAAUCUACAAUGCAAAUGUACAACGAUGCGAAGGCAAGAGGUUGGAAAUACAGUGGCACAUAUAUCAUGUCUACACCUACAUUCAUGGUGCUAGACUUGGAAUUGCUGAAGCGGGUGAUGACAAAAGACUUCAAUCAUUUCGUCGACAGAGGAAUUUAUACAAACGAAAAAGACGAUCCCGUAGGUUGUCAUCUGUUUGCUCUUGGGGGUUCAAAAUGGAGGAAUUUGAGGGCUAAACUGUCACCCACCUUUACGUCAGGAAAGAUGAAGAUGAUGUUCCAAACCAUGGCAGAUUGUGGCGUAAUCCUGGAGAAGUAUAUCCAGCAGAGCGUCGCCGAUAAGGAGGUGGUGAAUAUUAAGGACAUUUUGGGUCGUUUUUCCACCGACAUCAUCGGUUCUUGCGCGUUUGGGCUGGACUGCAACAGUUUCGAAGAGCCCAACUCCCCCUUCAGAGUGUACGGGAAGAAAGUUUUCCGACCCACCGCUUUGGAUCAGAUUAACAUCCUUAUUUCGUUCAGUUUUCCAAAUCUAGCCAGAAUCCUGGGUAUACGUAUAGUGAAGAAGGAUGUCUCUGAUUUCUUCAUAAAAGUUGUAGAGGACACCAUCUCGUACAGGGAGAAGAACAACGUCAGUCGCAACGAUUUCAUGCAGUUGCUCUUGGAGAUGAAAAAUAAAGAUGGCGAUGUCUCAGGUGAUGGUAACACCUUGACUACGCUGGAAAUAGUGGCGCAGAGCUUUGUGUUCUUCAUAGCAGGCUUCGAGACCAGUUCCACCACCAUGACGUUCGCGUUGUUUGAAUUGGCGAGACACCCCGAAAUCCAAGACAGAGUAAGGAAGGAGAUCUGUACGGUCCUUGCGAAGCACGACAACAAAAUCACUUACGACUCUGCGAACGAACUGGUUUACAUGAAGCAAGUAAUUGACGAAACUCUGCGAAUGUAUCCGCCCCUUCCAAUAUUGACGAGAAGAUGCGUCGAAGACUAUAAAGUACCAGGUGAAUAUUUCGUCGUAGAGAAGGGUACACCGAUCUUCAUACCUGUGGCUGGUAUCCACUACGACGAAGACUACUACGAAAACCCCACGAAGUUCGAUCCAGAUCGGUUUACUCCAGAAAAUAAGCAGUCCAGGCAUCCGUACGCCCAUAUACCUUUCGGGGAGGGACCCAGGAUAUGCAUCGGUGAACGAUUUGGAGUGUUGCAAACAAAGAUUGGACUGAUCUCUAUCCUGAAGGAUUUCAAGGUUUCCUUGAACGAGAAGACCAGACUGCCCUUAAAAUUGGAUCCAGAGUCACAAGUGACGGCGGCACUGGGGGAUAUUUGGCUGAACAUCGAGAAAAUGUAGAAGACGUAGCAAAUAUAUUAAUGCUCUUUACCGUAAUUCUUUUUUUGAUAGCUUGUAGUUUGUUGUAAUUAAUAUAGUUUUGUGUAUAAAAAGAAAUAUAACACGUAUUGUGUUCUUAA